GAUCUUUAUGUGAAAAUUUGCUCGGCUAUACAAAAUGUUAAAUCAAUCCUACAGCAACAGUCAGGCAAGCCGAACUAGACCAUCUACCUCUGUGUGAGAAAUCAUGACUUAAACAGGUUAUCCCUUAUAGAGCCAAUUGCUAGAUGGAUAAUGGGAUCUGAUGACCCCACGCAUAUUUUCAAACACCGAGUAGAUCACGAACGAGCGAGAGAUAAACUCCGCGCCUAUGAUAAUAUAGGAAAGUGGCUCAUUGAAUCGACCGAAUUUACGGCCUGGAGCGAUGUCCAAGAAUGUACUCGGUCAACAUUCUGGCUGCGCGGUGGAGGUGAAUUACUAGACAGCCAGAUAUUUAGUAUACCUAUAUGCUAAUAUCCGACACGUAGUGGGCACAGGCAAAACAUCCGUGAGCUCCGAGGUUAUCGAGUGGUUCUACAAAUAUAAUCGCCUACGAAAACCACGAAAAGUUGUUCAUGUGUAUUGUUCUAUAGACCAUGACUUCAACUUUAUGCUUCGCUCACUUAUUCUUCAACUUGCAUUUUCGGCAAAUGGCGUCUCAGUUCAGCGAUUGAUUACAGACAGAUAUAACUCUAGAGGCCGAGCUCAGCAGCUAAUUCUUGACAAGGACGAUUCCGAGUUAAUAUUGGAACUUUGUCGUGCUCAUUCGGAAACCGUCAUUAUUAUUGAUGCACUAGAUGAAUGUCCUGCGUCCCGCCGUGUACUUGAUACCUUGAAAAGUGUACAAGAAGGCUCCUCGAACAAAAUAAAGUUAUUCCUAUCGAGCCGUCUUCAUAUGGAACUCGACGACGUAUUUACGAAUCUUCAACGUCUGACAAUCGGGGAAAACACAACCCGCAUGGACUUAGAACAUUAUAUCAAUAAGGAAAUCGACUCACGGCAUAAUACCCCUCCUGGUUGGAUCCGUAUGGGUUUUAAAGAGAGGUUCAAACGCGCAUUAACUCAAUAUGCACAGGGAGUGUUCCGUUGGGUCGAAUUACAAGUUGAAAUAUUUUUCGACGAAAGUUUUCCAUUUGAAUUAGAAGAAGACGUGGAGAAUGAGCUACGGAAUCUAGAAAAGGGGCAGUCCAUAACCGGGCAUUCCAAAGACCAAUUGUCGAAAUUAAACGAAGCAUACGAUCGCAUAUUAAAAAAGCGUCGUCAAAAUGCCCGCAACAUUAUAACAUAUGCUCUCAAAUGGGUUUUAUGUUCUCUACUACCUUUAACAUCAGAAGAGCUGGUCGAGGCGGUAAUCCUUUCGCACGAGCGCAUGCCGUCGAGAAGAUCCUACGAACGGCACGAAACUAUCGACUCGAACAAGAUUAUCCAACUAUGCAGUAACUUGGUAUUAUUUACAGACUAUAGUGGAUUUGUAAGGUUUUCUCAUAACUCCGUCAAAGAGUAUCUCAUGAAUUCCGAGUACUGCAAUGACGAAUUUGUUUACGAAACAUGCCAUGGCUUCAUCGCAGAGAUUUGCCUAUGGUAUAUAUACCGCCGAGGAAUACUUUCUGAGUUACUAGGACCCUAUAUUCAUAUAGCCGCGCUCUCCCAUAGCUCUCAUGCCCAGUCCGACAACCGCAAACGCCAAGGACUUCGUGGUUUACUUUGCUGCUUUUGCGAACAGCCUUUGAAGGCGCUCGACAGGAGGAAUAUAGGGAGGUACUAUCUUUCCCUUUAUGAAGCGCAGGAUAGACUUGCUACUUCUUCCAAGCAUUCAGCUCAUGCCUUCAUUGCCGCCUGCGUUUUCAAUCUCAACGAUGUUCUCGAGCUUGCCUUGACGCGAGAGGCUACUGACUUUACCGCACGACAAGCCCUGAGACGAAAGGGUCUUAAUGCUGCAUGUAUAUACGACUCCUAUGAAGUGGUAAUGGAACUGCUGAACGGGAGGGAACCAGUUGAAGUGACUGCUAGGCUGGUUAGAGCGGCCAUAACUUAUAGUAGUGGGCGGGUGAUAACACUCAUCCUACGGAAUUGCGACAAUAUGGACAUUACGCCGGACAUGACAACGUGCGCCACAAAAAACAAGCGGUUCGGAGUUGAGGUCCUAAAAGCCUUGAAGAAUCACUACGGUAGACUCCCAGCAGAUAUAGAGACGUAUAGAUCAGCGAUGGGAUGUUCCAGCGAGAUGCUAAAGUAUUUGCUCGCCAAAGUAGAUCAUCCACCCGGGAUCGAGGACAUCGUCACGCUCGCUUCAAGCGGCCGUGAAGAGUCCAUGUCAACAGUCUUGCAUUAUAAAGAGGAUAUUCCCAUAGCUCAGAGUGUACUCCUCGGCGCGGCUCGGAACUCUGUCGAUGGACACCAAAUAAUGAAGACUUUGGUGGAGCACACUAAAGCGAACAUUGUCCUCUCUGAAGAGAUCCUCUGUGCUGUUGCGUCAAACAAGAACAAGGGUCCGAUGAUUUUUGAGUACCUCUUUCGGGCUUUAGGGGACAGCGUGAACAUUACGGAGGCGGUACUGGUUAGCGCAGCAAGAAGUGGUUGGCUAUUAGACGACCUCAUCAACAUUCUCAAGCGCCGGCCGGAUAUCUCCAUCCCUGAAGCUAUCAUUUUGGAUGCCGUCAGCGAUGAGUUUCACGGCGACAAACUUAUCGAAGCGCUGUUCAAUCACGACCCCAGAAUCGCCAUAAGUGAAGACAAUCUGGUAGCUGCAGCACAAAACAAUGGCCGUGGAACCAAGAUACUCAACUUUCUCAUACAGCAUGUAGACCGGAUUCGAAUCACGCCGCGAGUUGUAGCGGCUGCAGCAGCUAAUAAAUCUCUUGGAAAUGAACUUGUACCACUACUUUUGGCCGAAAUUCUCGAUUUGCAUAUUGAAGACACAGUCCUGGAAGCGGCAGCUGGAAACUCAGAGUUCGGAGAUGAACUUAUCGAGACAUUACUAUACUAUGGUGGUGAUACACCAAUUGGAGAUCGUGUCAUGGAAGCUGUGGCUAGGAAUAAGAAAAGGGGCGUAAGAGUUUUCGCACUACUUUUGGAACACGAUCCGAGCAUCAAAAUAUCCGAGUCUCUGCUUAAAGCAUCCAUUGCUAAUGGUAACUCAAAACUCUUGAAGGUAUGGCUGGACCGCAGCGACGUCAACUCGAAGAUUUCGGAAGCAGUGGUGAAAGAAGCUAUCCACGACUUCUCGACAUUAUUGGUCUUAUUAGGGUCAAGAAGAAAGGUCACUAUCACGCCGGAAGUCCUCAAGCUAGUAGCCGUAAAUCGCCAUGUUACAGAGAUUUUCCCAAUGCUGCUGGAUUAUGACAAAAUAUGUCCGGUCACAGAAGCUGUCCUCAUGGCCGCAAUUGGGAAUCCGAAUCUGUUUGGUCGCCACAUAGGUCUCAGCGCUUUUGCUUCUAAAUUUAACAAAUUGCUAGGUAGAGCUCGCAUUGGCAUCACGAAGGACAUGUUAAAGCUAGCAGCGGAAACCGAUUGGCGACGUAGACACAUAACCAAAAUCCUGCUGGAGUAUCAAGACGAUCUCGACAUCGGGGACGUUCUCAAAAUCGCAGCCCGGAACGAUUCGUAUACGCAGGAGAUGUUCGAGUUCUUGCUCGAGUGGGACGAGGACUGCCAAAUCACGGAAGAUGUUGUUAUCGCUGCUGCUCGAUCUUCAGGGGGGAGCAUGAGGGCUCUUCUGAGGUGUGGACGACACGUCCCUAUCACCGAAGAAGUGCUCAAAACGGUGGCGAGCCGCAAGGGACGGGAUGCGACGUCUAAUAUGGCGCUUAUUUUAAACGGACAGUAUGAUGUUGAGAUUACGGAAGAGGUGAUGCAGGCAGCAAGAGGCAAUAGCACUGAUGAGGAUGAGGAUGAAGAAGAUGACAGUAAUAAUGAGAUGGUUACAAUGAUAAAGACGUAUCUACAGUUAUGGAAUUUAACUACUUAGCUAGUAUUAAACUAUUCUUCAGCCGUGUUGAUCAUCCCCUAGUAUAUCUUAAGAGAAGUGAACUUACUGACUUAGUAGAUGCUAAACCAGCCUGGCAUUGGAUGAACGAAAAAGACUGACAGCAUAUGACCUAACAUUGCCUCUUCGACGUAUAACCACAUCUUAUAA
Molecule: messenger RNA, 4030 nt
Organism: Daldinia loculata
Lineage: Eukaryota; Fungi; Ascomycota; Sordariomycetes; Xylariales; Hypoxylaceae
Exons: 3
Coding region: 506-3862 (1118 amino acids)
Source: RefSeq, a predicted model, not a curated record